AUGGCGCUCACGGUGCUCAGGAGCGUUGGAAAUACCAACGUCGCGCUCGAGCGAGCGAGCGAGGAUAGGGAGCGGGCGACGGGGACGCGGGACGCGGGACAACGCGACUCAAAGGAGAGUACGCGAGCUGCGGAAGGGAAAGAGAACGGCGAUGUCGACGACGUGUUGAGCGCGCACGCUGAGCGGGCGCUGGACGUGUGCGAUGUGAGUGAUGGGAACGAGGUCGAGGAUACGCGUGAGAGCGAGGCGGACAUGAGCUGGGACGAACGGGCGGAGCGCUCGCUCGAGGCGGGUGUCGUCGACGUCGUGGGCGAGUGGUUGAACGACGUGGACGCCAUAGCGGCGGAGGCCGAUCGCGCGUGCGGGAUGAAUUUACAGGCUUUGUACGCUCCUCUUCGCGGAGACGAAACGUUAGACCGCUUGAGAGGGGAUAAGAGCGCGCUCAAGCGUCGACUCAGGCAAUUUGAUGUUCGCGUCUUGCACACGACAGGUCGCAAGACGACGCGAGAGGAUAAGAGGCAUCUCAGGCCUUUGUACGUUCGAUUGGCUAAGAUCAAGGACCUGAUCGCAAUCAGAGAGGUGGGGGGAUAG
This is a messenger RNA of Ostreococcus tauri, 591 nucleotides long. Its product is annotated as unnamed product. The transcript has a single exon. Lineage: Eukaryota; Viridiplantae; Chlorophyta; Mamiellophyceae; Mamiellales; Bathycoccaceae. The record is from RefSeq and is a predicted model, not a curated record. The coding region runs from base 1 to 591 and encodes 196 amino acids.